UUUGACCACCAUUCUCAACAUGGCACCAUUCCUAAACUUGAUCAUCCUUUCAUUCAAUGGCCGCAACUCAUCCAUCACCAACCUCUUCAUCGCCUUCAGCUCGUCUUUCCUACGACGACUUUGAAGCCGCCAUCAAGUCCUUCCUCGAACAAGCAAAACACCACUCGCCCUGGGGAUAUGUUGAGUAUCACGGGCCUACCGCCACAGGGAUAUCUCGCAAUGACACAGGUCGUCCAUGACCGUCAAGCACCGCAUUCUUCUGCUCCCAAGUCAAGGCUGAACACCGUCAGCGCUGCAGAUCAAUUGCUUUUGGAUAAUCUGACUGAGCACUUGGAGGACAUUCCAGACGAGGAAGAGAUCACUGUAGUAUCUUUAGACGACUCUCAGGACGUCUCGUGCAACUUUUUGACAGUGACUUAUCACAUCGUGUUUUCACCGAGCUAUCAGGUCCCUGUGCUCUACUUCAACGCCUAUCGUCCAGACGGCGUUGCCAUCCCAAUCGAGGAUAUUUACCGGUCGCUUGUCCCUGAGGAUUGGCAGAGCAGCAUCAGAGACGCUGGUCUGAACGGGGGUAUCUCACAACAAGACCAUCCUAUUCUGAACGGGCCGUUCUUUUACAUGCAUCCCUGCGAGACCGUGUCAUUGAUGGAAACGAUCCUCAGCGACCAGACAUUCCACGAGUCCAGGAGGUCGUUCCUUGACAGCUAUAUCACCACAUGGCUUAGCUUGACGGGUCAAGCUGUUGGUGUCACCAUCCCUUCUGGUGUUGUCGCGCACACAAUCUGAGUUGAGUCCGAGAAGAGGUGUUGCGUGGCUGUGUGACAGACACAUUCUAUUACACUCUAUUACAU
Molecule: messenger RNA, 851 nt
Organism: Gamsiella multidivaricata
Lineage: Eukaryota; Fungi; Mortierellomycota; Mortierellomycetes; Mortierellales; Mortierellaceae
Product: autophagocytosis associated protein
Exons: 3
Coding region: 178-786 (202 amino acids)
Biological process (GO): protein lipidation; macroautophagy; protein modification by small protein conjugation
Cellular component (GO): intracellular anatomical structure
Molecular function (GO): Atg12 transferase activity
Source: RefSeq, a predicted model, not a curated record